AUGUCUUCGACGAUCCGCCUUGGUGUAGCGGCCAUGGACCGCAAGGCGCGGUCCAAACCCAUGCAAAACAUUCUCAACCGUAUGCUGAGCAUGGGUGACUUCGAGGUGAUCGUGUUUGGCGACAAGGUCAUUCUAGAUGAGGAUGUGGAUACAUGGCCGAUUGUCGACGUACUCAUCUCAUUCUUUAGCACUGGAUUCCCGUUAGAGAAGGCCAUUCAGUAUGUCAAUCUCCGAAAGCCCGUGUGUGUGAACGAUCUAAGCAUGCAGACCGUGCUUUGGGACCGCCGCGCCGUGCUGCGCAUUCUGGCGGCCGCCGGUGUGCCCACUCCCCCCAGUGUAUCGGCGGACCGCGAUGGUGGGCCUCAGCUCGAUGCGCAGAUCGUUAACGAGAUAAAGAAGCAACUCGAUCUCGAUCUUGGAGUGCGGCAUCCCCCUGCGUCCGUCCAGCUGCUUGACCACGACGUCCUUCAGGUUAACGGCGAGACGAUCCGCAAGCCUUAUGUCGAAAAACCUGUUAGCGGUGAGGACCACAAUAUCCACAUCUACUUUUCCGCAGAACGCGGCGGUGGCGGACGCCGGCUCUUCCGCAAAGUUGGCAACAAAUCGUCCGAGUUUGACCCACACCUUGUGGAGCCGCGUAUGGACGGCUCGUACGUGUACGAGUCGUUUAUGGAUGUCGACAAUGCAGAAGAUAUUAAAGUGUAUACAAUUGGGCCAGACUUCGCCUAUGCAGAGACGCGCAAAUCGCCUGUUGUCGAUGGUCUGGUGAAGCGAAACCCAGACGGCAAGGAAAUCCGCUACGUCACGCAACUUUCAUCCGAAGAGCGUGAGAUGGCUCGUAAAAUUUCCCUCUCCUUCAAGCAGUUUAUCUGUGGCUUUGAUCUUCUGCGUGUGAAAGAUAAGAGCUACGUGAUCGAUGUCAAUGGCUGGAGCUUUGUCAAGGGCAACGACGACUAUUACGACAAAUGCGCUGAGAUUCUCGCGCACUUUUGCCGCGCUCAAUCGAUGUCCAGACCCCUUCGUCGGCCUAGCGAGCUAGUGUAUGCCAUCGAUGAGACGUCCAGCUGGGUUCUCAAAGCAAAUGUUACUGUGUUCCGCCAUGGCGAUCGGACCCCCAAGCAAAAGAUCAAGCGGUCCUUCAAGGUAAAGGACGCGUGGUCUGCGCCUCUGGUAGAGCUCUUGCACGGUUGCCGUGAGGAGAUCAUCCUGCGGUCGCAGCUGGAACUGGUAUCGGAUGCACUGCAGCGCGCCUUGACGAUAGAAGGCGCCCCCGUCGCCGAUCUCGAGUUUGCAGCCGAUAUCAUCGAGCGUAAAAAGCAAUACCCGGGUACGAAAAUCCAGCUCAAACCUACAUUUGACAAGACUAAUGACAUGCUUGAGAAGGUGCAAAUGGUGAUCAAAUGGGGCGGCGAAUUUAGUCAUGCCGCGCGGCAUCAGGCCCGGGACUACGGUACCAACAUGCGCCGGGACAUGUUGAUUAUGAACAAAGAGGCGCUUCACAAUUGCUUCAUCUACACUAGCUCAGAGCGUCGUGUGUUUGCUUCUGCCGAGAUUUUUUCUGAGGCAUUUUUGCGCGAUGAAGGCGGCGAAGAAGAGCCUCCUAAGCCCAAGGAAAUGAUCGUGCGCAAGGAUCUGCUGGACGACUCGAAUGCUGCUAAGGAUCUAAUGGACGAAGUCAAAAAGGAACUGCAGACAUUGAUGCAGCCAGAUUCGCCCCAGGCGCAAGAGCGCCCUGAGGGCUGGCCUGAUGAUCUGCCGCCCCCCAACUGCAUCACCAGUGAAAUUCGCAUUCUGCUGCAGAGCCUCGGAGAGACCAUGCAUGAUAACUUUGCCAAACUGGAUGUGGACAAGAUUCAGCAGCGCUGGUGCACGCACGAGACGCCAGCCUUGUUUAGGGAGCGCUGGGACAAGGUCAUUGGUGACUUUCGCGACAAGCCCAAUGAAUCGUCCCGCGCUAGUGAGUUGGCAGAUAUGCUCUCCCAUGAUGGCCUGCACAACCGCAAAUUUCUGGAAACUAUCUUUUCCGUCGAUGCAGAUAACAGCGAGCAGAAACUUGAACGUCUUCAUCGCCUGUACCGUAUGAGUUUGGCUCUGUUCAGUUUCGUUUGCCCUCGUGAAUAUGGCAUCACCAGGGAGCAGAAAGAGCAGAUUGGUCUCCUCACAUCGCAGCCCUUAUUGCAAAGCAUUGUCGACAAUCUAAAGGCAUCCGAGAACAAAAAGGGUCUAUGUGCUUUCUAUUUUACAAAGGAGUCACACGUACAUACCCUGCUCAACUUGAUCCUAUGCUCAAACCUGGAUAUCAUCAUGCCGAAGAUGCCGGCGCUCGACUACUUCUCAAGCAUAACAUUCGAAGUGUACGAGCGGGAAAAUGCAGCAUCCAGCUCACCCUCUGAUGGCAAGAAGGAACGCUCUCUUGUGAUCAGCUUAUCAGAAGGUGCCCACAGCUCAGAGAUCCUUUUCAUCCGAUUGGAUGCACGUCACGCGUUGACACCACUGCCCAGCCGCCCCUUAACCCCGCACAUGGGCUUUGACGAUGCCAUCGCGAAGCUGUCAAGUCUUUGUAAUAAACGCGAUGCCCUGGACACGCGCCGCGGUCAAAUUGAGGGAUCCGCACUAUACUUUGGCGAGCAUGACGCAGAUCAGCGCGUCGUGACCAUCUCUGAAGAGGGCGCUCAUGCAUACGAUUCCCCAUAG
Molecule: messenger RNA, 2694 nt
Organism: Malassezia sympodialis ATCC 42132
Lineage: Eukaryota; Fungi; Basidiomycota; Malasseziomycetes; Malasseziales; Malasseziaceae
Gene: VIP1
Product: inositol polyphosphate kinase VIP1
Biological process (GO): inositol metabolic process; inositol phosphate biosynthetic process
Cellular component (GO): cytosol
Molecular function (GO): 5-diphosphoinositol pentakisphosphate 1-kinase activity; inositol hexakisphosphate kinase activity
Source: RefSeq, a predicted model, not a curated record